CUACACAUCCAUGUUUCUAUCCCAUCCUCAAGCCUUUGCAUGACCUUUCCCAUGGCUAAUAAUAACGGUACAACGCUUUUCACAAAUGGCCGGGUUUUCAGCCAUGGCACCUCCAAUGCGGAUUUCCAAACAUCAUUGGUCGUAAAAGACGGCAAGAUCGCAUAUGUAGGGGCAGCGGAUACACCCGAAAUCCAGGCCCAUAUUAGCAAUGGAGUCACCACCCAGGAUCUGAAUGGCCGAUAUAUCCUCCCAGGAUUCAUCGAUGGACAUUGUCAUUUCUUGUUACUAGGCCAAUCUUUGAACAAGGUAGACCUCGACGGAUGUGAAAACCUGGACGACAUCCGAGCUCGCAUCUCCAAGUAUGCAAAGGAGAAUCCUGACAAGAAAAGGAUCCUGUGUCGAGGCUGGAUGUAUAGCACGACGAACAACGAGGCCAAGGCGAGCAUGCUGGACGAUCUGGACCCCCGGCCUAUCUUCAUCGACGCAAAGGACCUGCACUCUACGUGGUGCAACACUGCUGCGUUGGAGGAGAUGGGCGUCCAAGACAUGGAAACACCUGCCGGCGGCACCAUCGAACGUGAUGAGAACGGUAAAGCAUCUGGACGACUGACCGAGGCGGCAGUUUUCCUCAUUGUGUGGCCUCACAUCGCCAAUGUUCUAUCAAUGCAAGAGAAGGUCGCCUCAUUGAAGGCUGGAAUGGAAGCAUAUCACCAAGUCGGCUACACAGGAUGCAUAGACAUGGCUAUGGACGAGAACGCCUGGGAGGCAAUCCUCGCCCUUCGUGAAUCCGAGGGUCAACUUCCCAUGCGUAUCGCCGCCUACUGGGCCAUUCUGCCAGGAACCGGCGUGGAACAUCGUCUGAAGCAAGUCGACCGAGCCAUCGAACUCAGCAAACAGUACAGCAGCACCACGUCCCCCGACCUCCGUGUCAUUGGAAUCAAGCUCAUCACCGACGGCGUCAUCGACGCAUGCGCGGCCGCCCUCAAGGAACCCUACAGCACCAACUUCUCGAACGCCGAGCCCAUUUGGACGCCCGAGAUGCUCGACCCAGUCGUCCAAAAGGCCUGCGAAGCAAAUCUCCAAUGCGCCGUUCACGCAAUCGGCGACCUCGCCAUCCGCAAUGCCAUUGACGUCCUCGAGAAGCACGGAAAACCCAACCAGCGUCACCGCAUCGAGCACCUCGAACUCACCUCGCCAGGCGAUGCAGAGCGACUGGGCAAACUAGGCAUCGUCGCUUCCAUCCAGCCGGUGCACGCGGACCCCGCGAUCCUCCGCGCGUGGCCGAAGCUCCUGGGCCCGGAGAGACUCAAGCGUGCGUUCGCGUACAAAGAGUUCGCAGACCAUGGCGUCGUGCUCGCGCUGGGUUCGGAUUCCCCGACCGCUCCGCACGACGUGCUUAAGAAUCUGUAUGUCGCGACUACAAGGAAGAGUGCGAGGCAGCCGGAUGCGGGUGAUGCGCCCGUGAAUGAGAACUUUAAGAUUGGCAUCGCGGAGGCGAUCACGGGGGCGACGCAUGGCGUGGCGUAUUCGUAUUUCAACGAGGGGUCUACGGGAAGCUUGGAGACGGGCAAGUAUGCGGAUUUCGUGGUCGUGGAUAUGCAGUAUGAGCCUGGGGAGCUGCUGAAGGGCCAGGUUUUGGAGACUUGGUUCGAGGGUAAGAAGGUUUACCAGGCGUAAAUUUGUCGGAAUGAUGUAUUAGUAGUUGCGUAGGGAUGUAUAGCAGACGGGUGAUACUUUCGAGUGGUGAUUAUAUGUAUAGCAGUGAAUAACUUCAUGAUGGCAUUGGAUUGGCAGUAUGUACAUACAACGAUCUGAUAACUGAAU
Molecule: messenger RNA, 1824 nt
Organism: Aaosphaeria arxii CBS 175.79
Lineage: Eukaryota; Fungi; Ascomycota; Dothideomycetes; Pleosporales
Product: amidohydrolase 3
Exons: 1
Coding region: 52-1677 (541 amino acids)
Molecular function (GO): hydrolase activity, acting on carbon-nitrogen (but not peptide) bonds
Source: RefSeq, a predicted model, not a curated record